This is a messenger RNA of Sitophilus oryzae (rice weevil), 4091 nucleotides long. RefSeq names its product sorting nexin-25 (gene snz). Gene Ontology annotation, molecular function: phosphatidylinositol binding. The transcript is spliced from 15 exons. The record is from RefSeq and is a predicted model, not a curated record. Gene Ontology annotation, cellular component: intracellular membrane-bounded organelle. The coding region runs from base 161 to 3007 and encodes 948 amino acids. NCBI's taxonomy places the organism in Eukaryota, Metazoa, Arthropoda, Insecta, Coleoptera, Curculionidae.
AAGUGACACCCCCGUGAUUUUUCUCCUCUUUUUUUAUUGAUAGAUCAUCUGACAGGUGUUCCACAAAAAUAAACAAAAUUACAUUUUUUUAGGGAAAUUGCAGAUUAAUAUGAUAUGAAUUAGUUAUCUAUUCCUGGAUAAAUUAUGAUUGUGAAGUGAUAUGAUGAAUAGUAGGAGAUAUGUUAUAGCAAGUGCAAUAAUCGGCUUUUGUGCAAUAUCUCUGUUUUUACCCUUCUAUGUGACACUAGCUUGUAUACCCAUUUUACUAAUUGCGUUAAUUUUACUGGGAGUGUCUUUUGCACUAUGGAUAAAUGUUAUGCUUUCGUCGCCUCACAAAACCGUCUCUGGAGCUGAACAUAUAUUAAAACAAUCAGAGACAUUUAGAAAUAAAUUAUUGAAAGAUUUUGAUUCAAAUCAGUCAGUAAGGAACAUUCAAAGUAAUGUUCCUCAAAUAUUUGGAAGAACAGUGGACAGUCUACUCCAACAAUUACUAGAUUUUGUAAUAAGAGACUAUAUUAUUGUUUAUUUGAAAGACUAUGCAUAUGACUUGGAAUAUUUAUCGGCAAAUAUAAAGGAUGAUUUAUGGGGAGCUGUAAAAAAUUUACAUGAAAAGUUUUUAAGGGUAGACCAUGCCAAGCUUAUUGCUUGCGAUGUAGUCACAGUUAUAACAAAUCAUUUUGAAAAAAUUAGGGAAUCUAAAAGUAUUAUUGCAGAUCUAGAUAUGCCACCUGAAUUUGUGUUGUCUGCUCAUGUGAUGUCUUCAGAUGUUGAGUUACAUUAUCUGAGAGUUUUGAGUGAAGUUUUUAUAAUGUUUUUAUUACCUCGUACAUAUUCAUUAGCGCCGACAAAGUAUUUUUUAAGAGAAGUCUUGUGCUGCAAAGUGUUCAAACCUUUUGUCGAUAUGGUGACUGAUCCAGAUUUUUUCAAUAGAAAUCUUAUUAAUUACAUUGAAAAAACUAAUCAGCAGCAAAUUAAUUUGCCAAAGAAAGUUUUAGAAAAUGUGGAAGUUUUCAUUGAUAAAACUGAUGAUAUUCAAGUAUUAAAACAAGUCAGAUAUAGCAUUGUAACAAGGCUAAUGCAGGCUACAACCCUGCAAAAUUUGAAUCGAGCUAAAGGAGUUGACUUGGACAAUGAAAAAGGGAAUAUGACGUCAUCGGGGAUCCCUAAGUCUGACAUAACGGCAGCUAAAAAACUGAAAAAGACUAUUAACCAUCUGACGAUGGCGAAAAAUAUGUGUGACAAGAAACUACUCAAUCUCGGUUGUGAUUUAGGGUUUCAAUGCGGCGACGAUUUUAAUAAGGUGUUACCCUUAAUAACUGUUUUGGACCACAUCUUAGGCCGAAAAUUUCUAUCGCAAUUUCUUCAAACUUUAGCCAGUCACGACCUGGUCAGGUUCUGGAUAGCUGUAGAGGAGUUGCGUACGGCACAACGAAACCAGUGGCACCAGCUGGGUGCCGAAAUUUUUUACACUUUUAUUAGGAAUCCCAUUUCGGAAAUCAAAGUCGACAAGACGAUACGAAAAAGGAUGGAAUCCUUUUUGUUGGGUGAUAAGGGACCCGAGGUAUUCUAUGAAGUACAGCAGCAAGUAGUUCAGACCAUAGAAGACAAGUACUACCAGCCGUUCUUGAUCAGCGACUACUACAAAGAGAUGAUUAUAGCGAUGGAGAAGGAGAAUGACAUUGUGGAGACUGACAGCGGAGGUUCGGGUGAUGAAAAACAGAGUUCUGUCGAUUCUACUACCACUGUAGAAACGGGACUGAAUGUGGGAGAUCAUUCCAAUUAUGCUAGAAGAAAACUCGACCAGUUAGCGGAGAAACUAAAUAAUAAAAUUCAGGCCUUAGCGGCUCUCAAGUCAUCGAUGCGACCGGAAUCUAAAGUUUUGGGCAAGUUAGAAAACGAAGUCGAGUGGCUGCAAGGAGAGAAACGUCAGUUAGAAGCUCACUUGACGAGAACGGAAAUUUGGGCCGAAAAUUUAGGUAGAUGGACCACUAUCGUGCAAAGCGCUGAGGUUCUCGAAGAAAAGGAACCUCUUCAAUUUGUCCUGGUAGUUCAAAUGUCCAAGGACGACCAAUCAGACGGCGAACCAAUCAGCACCGGCUGGGUCGUAUGUCGCAGCCUGACGGAAUUUCAAGAGUUACACAAGAAAUUGCGACCUCUGUGCUCGGAAGUGAGGAACUUGGAACUGCCGUCGAACACGUUUAAGUUCUUGUUUGGCAAAACCGACAAAGCCUCUCUCGACAAAGCCAAGUUACAAAUCCAAAAAUAUCUUGACUUUGUCUUAAAAAAUGACCGACUGAACCAAAGUGAGGCUGUUUAUUCGUUUUUAAGUCCUAGUUCAGAGCAUUUGAAGCAUUCCACUCCUAGUCCCAAAAAAUCGAGGUUUUCUUUGUCGACGAUAUUUAAAAGUGGCAGCGAACAAAGUUCGACUUUUUCCAUAUUGAAAGACAACUCGGAAGAGGACAUAUCUCAGUGUUUAGAGACUGUUUCCAUGGACACGGUGGACUUUAUAAAACCCAACGGCAAUGCCAUUAAAGUCUGCGAGGAUGGCAAAGAUUCCAUUGCCGAGCCCCUGUACGCUCUUCUCAGCGAGCUCUUCGACAUGAGAGGCGUGUUCAAGUAUGUGAGGAAAACUUUAAUCGGAUUCGUUCAAGUCACAUAUGGUCGCAACAUCAAUCGGCAAAUCUACGAGACCAUAUCGUGGUGGUUCUCGGAAGAGAUGCUCCACUACUACGUGGCCCAAAUCCUGAAAAAUUUCUGGCCGGGCGGAGCGCUCGCCCCCGCCGGACCGCUUCGCACCAAAGAGGAAAGACUGGAAACGGCGCAACGGGCGCAGGAAAUGCUGAUCAACAACGUGCCCGAGAUACUGACGACGCUGGUGGGCGGCAACGCGGCGCGCAACGGCGCCAAGAAGGUGUUCGACGCCCUGCAGGAGAAGAACAUGAACAAGCAGCUUUUUUACGAGGUGCUCGAGAUCGUACUGGAUUCUGCAUUUCCCGAAAUUAGUUAAGGUAUACAUAGGUCUAUAUUUAAGUUUUAAUCACUAAAAAUUUAUAUUUUUAUAUUUAAGUUUUAAUCCUUAAAAAAAUCUUUAAUUUUAACUGUACAAAUAAAAUAACAACGCAAUUACUUAAACUAUGUUCUAUAGAAAAAAAAACACUAAAGCUAUUUUUAUGAAUUAGGAGAAUGAAGUGCGUCUGUGUUUCUGUUGUGUUUUACUAGUCUAUUAAUGUUAAAUUAUUUUUUAAUUGUAUAAAACUAUUAUCAUGACAAAAAAAAUAGGAAAAACAAAAAUGUAUUUGUAAGGGACAUGGAUCGUGAUCCAGAGCAUAUAAAUUAUUAUUGUUUUUUAUCCAAGCACAAUUUUUAUACACUUAUUUAAGAGUUUUUAUAGUGGACCUGUAUAUGUAUUAUUAAUUUUUUCUACUCACUGUAUAUAAUACCUGAUUUUUAUAACUAACAUCAUUUCAAUCAUUAUCAUUCUAGGAGGCCUAAAAAAACUAAAAAGUACUAAGUAAACCUAAAAAUAUUUUAAUUAUGGUUUUAGGAAAAUUGUAGUUAUAAAAUAUUGUAUUUAUUAAGAUACAGAGUUUAGUGCGCAGGUCCAUUAUUUUUUAAGUUAAGUAAGACACAUACAGCGAGUGUCAAAAAGUUCACAAAAAUUCUCAUUCUCUUUACAAAUGCAAAAGUGGGGUUAGGUGGCAAAAUAACGAAAAAUGUCAAAAAGUAAAGCUAUUCAGAAUUUAGUUCUUGUUUAAAUAUCAAGAUUUAUAGGUAUACAGGAACUUUCGACAAAUAUUAGUUUUAUGAUUAUUUUUUGCAGAAAAAAAUGUAUGUUUUCUAUAGAAUGACAUAAGAGAAAGCAAUAAUUAUAAUGAACAUAAUUUCUUUUUUUCCGUCCUACAGUAUAUUAUAAAAAAUAAAUAAAAAUAUUUAUGUUCAGACUACCAUAUGGGAUAUCUUUAUUGCAAUGAGAAAUUCUGGGAAAGCCUUUUUUUUUAAUAGUUCAAUAAUAAAAAAAUCCAUUGAUUGUGAACUUUUUGACACAUUUUGUAAAUUGAUGACAAUUAUUUUAAUAAAUGUGUAAUGCUUUA